This is a messenger RNA of Myotis daubentonii (Daubenton's bat), 2533 nucleotides long. RefSeq names its product interferon regulatory factor 2 binding protein 1 (gene IRF2BP1). Gene Ontology annotation, molecular function: transcription corepressor activity. NCBI's taxonomy places the organism in Eukaryota, Metazoa, Chordata, Mammalia, Chiroptera, Vespertilionidae. Gene Ontology annotation, cellular component: nucleus. The record is from RefSeq and is a predicted model, not a curated record. Gene Ontology annotation, biological process: regulation of transcription by RNA polymerase II.
GAAGGUGGAGGCGGCGGCGGCGGCCGUUGCAGUGGCGGCGGCGAAAGCGACGCGAGCGGCGGGAGCCCGAGGCGGCGGCCCCUCACUGGGCCCAAGCUGUGCGCCUCGGCCCGGAGCCCGGACCGGACGGGGGCGCCGACGUGCCUCUGCGGCUGCCUUUUCAAGGAGGCGGGAGUGAGGAAAAAGGCUUAGGGCCCAGGGGGCGGGGAAGGGGGGCCGGGCCUGGAUCCGCGGGGAGGCCGAGCCCAAGGCCCGACCGUGGCUCGCGCUUCCCGGGGACGCGAAUAGAACGUCGACGGCGCGGAUCGAACGGCGGCGGCGGGUGCAGCGCGGGGGCCCGGCGGCGGCGGCGGCGCGCGCGCGCGGGGGCCAUGGCGUCGGUGCAGGCGUCCCGCCGCCAGUGGUGCUACCUGUGCGACCUGCCCAAGAUGCCGUGGGCCAUGGUGUGGGACUUCAGCGAGGCCGUGUGCCGCGGCUGCGUGAACUUUGAGGGCGCCGAUCGCAUUGAACUGCUCAUCGACGCCGCCCGCCAGCUCAAGCGCAGCCACGUGCUCCCCGAGGGCCGCUCCCCCGGGCCCCCGGCCCUCAAGCACCCCACCGGCAAGGACCUGGCGGCGGCGGCGGCCCAGGGACCCCAGCUGCCGCCGCCGCAGGCCCAGCCGCAACCCUCGGGGACCGGCAGCGGCGCUGCGGGCCAGGACCGCUAUGACAGGGCCACCUCCUCGGGCCGCCUCCCCCUGCCCUCGCCGGCCCUGGAGUACACGCUGGGGUCCCGCCUGGCCAAUGGGCUGGGCCGCGAGGACGCCGUGGUGGAGGGGGCGCGCAGGGCCUUGCUUGGCUCCAUGCCUGGCCUGGUGCCCCCGGGGCUGCUGGCAGCUGCCGUGACUGGCCUGGGAAGCCGAGCGCUGACGCUGGCGCCCGGCUUGACCGCCGCCCGCCCGAUCUUCGGCUCCGAUUUCGAGAAGGAGAAGCAGCAGAGGAAUGCGGACUGUCUGGCCGAACUGAAUGAGGCCAUGCGGGGCAGGGCAGAGGAGUGGCACGGGCGCCCCAAGGCGGUGCGGGAGCAGCUGCUGGCGCUGUCCGCCUGUGCCCCCUUCAACGUCCGCUUCAAGAAGGAUCACGGGCUGGUGGGGCGGGUGUUCGCCUUCGACGCGGCCGCCCGCCCGCCCGGCUACGAGUUUGAGCUGAAGCUCUUCACCGAAUACCCCUGUGGUUCUGGCAACGUGUACGCGGGAGUCCUGGCCGUGGCUCGCCAGAUGUUUCACGAUGCUCUGCGGGAGCCGGGCAAGGCGCUGGCCUCCUCGGGCUUCAAGUACCUCGAAUACGAACGCCGGCACGGCUCGGGGGAGUGGCGCCAGCUCGGAGAGCUGCUCACCGACGGCGUCCGAAGCUUCCGCGAGCCGGCUCCCGCCGAGGCCCUGCCCCAGCAGUACCCCGAGCCGGCUCCGGCAGCCCUGUGCGGCCCGCCCCCGAGAGCCCCGUCCCGGAACCUGGCGCCCACCACGCGCCGUCGCAAGGCAUCCCCUGAGCCCGAGGGCGAGGCGGCCGGGAAGAUGACCACCGAGGAGCAGCAGCAGCAGCAGCAGCGACACUGGGUGGCCCCGGGUGGUCCGUUCUCUGCCGAGACCCCCGGGAUGCCCUCGCCCAUCGCUGCCCUGAAGAACGUGGCUGAAGCUCUGGGCCACUCCCCCAAGGACCCCAGUGGGGGUGGGGGCCCCGGGCGUGCAGGGGGUGCCAGCCCAGCGGCCUCCUCCACGGCCCCGCCGGUAGCCCAGCAUCGCCUAGUGGCCCGAAAUGGCGAUGCCGAAGUCAGCCCGACCGCCGGGGCAGAAGCUGUGAGCGGGGGUGGUGGCGGCACCGGGGCGACCCCUGGAGCCCCCCUGUGCUGCACCCUCUGCCGCGAGCGGCUGGAAGACACCCACUUCGUCCAGUGCCCCUCAGUGCCCGGACACAAGUUCUGCUUUCCCUGCUCGAGAGAGUUCAUCAAGGCGCAGGGCCCCGCGGGUGAGGUGUACUGCCCCAGCGGAGACAAGUGCCCGCUGGUAGGCUCCUCUGUCCCCUGGGCCUUCAUGCAGGGCGAGAUCGCCACCAUCCUCGCUGGAGACAUCAAGGUUAAGAAAGAGCGGGACCCCUAGGCCACCACUGCCACCAGUCUGCUGCCCGUCCCCUUGCCGCCCACCGCUGCUGCGGAUAAAUUAUUCCCUCCCUUCCCCAGCCCAGUGCCACCCCCACUGUGUACAUACUCCCUUCCUCCUCCCAGAGGGGUCCCUGGGGUAGACGCAUUGAGGGUGGGGGGAGAAAGCUCGUGGCUUCUGUCUGAGGGGGGUGUUUGGGGUCCCUUGGCCCCUCCGAUUUCCCUCUCCCCUCCUUGGCUUAGCUUUGCUGCUGCUCGUAGUUGGGGAAGAGGCGGCCCGUCCUCCUUGAGAAGGCGCCUCCUGGAAAUGUCGCUCUUUAUAAACGAAGCAAAAGCGUUUUAUUGCUCCCCUCUCCUGCCCCCUUUCCUCCUUCAAUAAACCGAAAAAUGGGUUUUUUC